AUGAACGAAUUGCUAACUACUACCAACAACCACAAGAACAUUCUCACCUAUUUUUAUGCACCCAUCAAUGAUUGUACAAAUAUUAAUUCAUCAUCAUCAGCAUCGGAACCAUUUUCCAACAAACAUGAAAAACAUGAGGAUGAUGAUCUUAAUUUAAUUGCUAAUAAAUCGACAAAAGUAGUACGAGAUAUUUUCCUAUUUGAAGAAUGGAGAUUAAUUGCAAGUUUUUUGACGAGGAAAAAUUGUUUUGGAGGCUUGGCAAGUGUAAACAAAACUUCAAGAUUGGCAGUUUUAAGUGUACAUUUUAUUAGAAAUAGUGCAGUGAUUAAAUCAUUUGCACUUCGUUGGAUUUGGGCACAAACUAUUGAUAGUUAUUCCGAUAAAUUACCAAAUAAUAGAUUUAUUGAAAUAUUAAAACCACUUCAGGAGGAAUAUUAUGAUUUGCACCAAUUUAUACAAGAUCCAAAUCAAGAAAAGAGUGAAAAUUACUUUCCAAUACCAAAUUAUUAUUCACGUAAUCUUGUAAAGGCAGCAUGCAGUGUUGGAAAUAACGAAAUUAUUUUACAAUUAAUUGAAAAAUCAUUUUUAUUUGAUUUGAGCACAGUAACACCAUCAAAGUAUUAUGAUUUGGCAUUCUUGAAUGGACAUUAUGAUACAGCUGUUGCUUUUGCUAAAACUUUACUUUUAAGAAAUGGAGAAUUGGAUAUUUCCAAAUGUAUUCCUCAAAUAAUUUCUCCAUUCAUUGCACCAAUUGAAUUUGAAAAUCAAUAUCAAAUAGUCUAUCAAUUAUUUAACAGAUCUCAAACACAUUAUCAAUUGGGAAUUAGUAGAAUAAUUUAUGAAUUAUUACAUUCACAACUUUUACAAACAUGCCAUGAGGAAGCUUCUAAAAUUGGUUGGACUAAUUUAUUAGAUAUUGCUCUUUUUAAUUUGCAUUUCCCACAACUAUUAAUGCGAAAUGAUAUUGAGUCAGUUCAAUUUAUUGUUGGACGUUUAUAUCAAAAUAGAAAAGAAAACAAUACUCUUCCAUUAUUUUCAAAUGAUUUGGAAAGAAUCCUCAUACAAAUACAAUCACUGGAUCAAGUUGAUUUUCUUGUAUGGUUCUUUGAAUAUAUAGGAAGUUUGGGAGAGUUGACAUUAUUAUCGGAUUUAAUAUUUAACAAUUUGAAUACUAUUUUAACUAUUAAUACUAAAUUUUUAGAUAUUUAUUUGAAUCAAUUUCAUGGAAGACAUGUUGAAAAUGAUGAAAAAAGACUCUAUGAAUAUAUGGAUGGUUUGGAUACCAACUAUCUUAAUUUGAUAUCUCUUUUGGGAAUUACUAAAAUACCAUACGAGAGGAUUGCAAAACAUUUAAACUCAUGUGCACAGUACUAUUUGGUUAAUUAUGGUAAUGUAAUUGUUCAAUAUUAUGAACCAGAAAUUGCAACAAUCAUCUUUAAUAACAUUCAACUCUUCCUUGAUGAUACAAAGAUUCAUCCAAAGAAACGUUCGCUCUGUUUAACACCAAGAGUACAAACAGAUCUUGUUAAUUUAUUUCUCAAACAGGAGAUUGUAGAUUGGAAACUAAUUGUAGAAUUUAUUGAAAAGAAUCCAUUCAUGUCCAAUUUUAUGGAAAUUAUAAUUUCAAAUGCCUAUGAUUCGUUUACAAGAACAAUAUUGGAUAGAAUUUACUCAACUUCAGACUCUGAGAAUUAUUCAUCCAGAAGAAGAUUUAUAUUCAAAUCCUUUACUAGAUAUAUUGAGAAGGAUGUUUAUGACUUUUGUGCCUUGUUAAUGUUUGCAUGCACAGUUGAAAAGAGUUUUAUGAAAGCUUUGAUAGAAAGGAAUGAAUUUUUAAUAUCAAAGAUUCAUGCCUCAUUUGAACCAUUUCAAAAUGUUAGUCAAAUGAUUGAAAGAUGGAACGAUGGUUCAUUUGAAUUAAUUUCACAUGAUUUGCCUGUUUUGGACUGUCUUUGUAAUAGUUCGUUGAAGGUAUUUGUAAAUGCUAUUGGUUCUCUAUGGCCACUUUCUAAUAAUUUCCUCAGUUUGACAUUUAAAAUUCUCGAUGAGUCAUAUGAACCUAUCGUAAGAAAUAACAUUAAUGAUAUUAGAAACAUUAUCCGACAUUUCAUUACAUCAAGUCAUGAUAUUGAUAUUAUAACAUCAUACUUCAAAACGACAAUUCAUCAGGAGGAAAUUUUAAAUGUUCUAAUGGGAUUACCACUAUUUACGAAAGAUAAUUUGUUAAAUAUUUCAACAUCGGUUUUAGCAAGAACAAAAUUAACACUUUCAAGUUUAGAUACGAUUGUUAACAUUAUUCACGAUCAUUUUGAUGAUGUUCUAGAACAAAAAUUCAAAGAUUACAUUACCAUUCCACAAGAUAAUUUAUCACAACUCAUUUCUAUCAAAUACCAUCCAAAAUCAAUAUCAUUACUUGAAAGAAUUUCAUAUAGACAUUUAUUUGAACCUUCAUAUUUGUCAUUCUUUGAACAAAUUGAAAGUGUAUGUGGAAGAGGAAGUAUGGUUUCAUCUGAUAGUGCACAAGCCUAUUGGAAUGCAUCCAGUGACCCUUAUCUCUUGUUAAAUGAUAGAGAUACUAUUAUGAAUCUACUUUCAAAAUAUGAAACUAUUCCUAAAACAAGCAAGUGGAGAUCAAUUCUUACAGGUCUAGUUAAUCAUGGAUUUAUUGAUGAACUAUUGGAAAGAUUAGCGGAAAAAGAACAUCGUAAACCAAUUCUUUUUGAAAAUUCUCCUCUUUUCACUUUAACAAGUUCAUUUGGAAAUAUUUCUACUUCUUCUGAAUUUCUACAAGAAAAUAGAAAGAAGGAACAACAAUCAGAAAGAGAAAAACAACUCUCCUAUGUUCAAGCUCCUCCUCUAUUUAAUUUUACUUUUGAUUUUGGAAAUUCCAAUAAUAAUAAUAAUAAUAAUGGAAACUCAUUUAUUUUCCUUUCUAAGAAUGAAUCAAACAGUGGAAAUAGUAGUAGUGAUGGUUUGGAAUUACACUCAUCUAAAGCACCCCCAACUAAUUAUUCACACACAACAUUACCAUUUAAUCAAUACCUACAGUUCAAGCAAUAAAUGAAUUUAUUUUACAAGAG
Messenger RNA from Naegleria gruberi, 3080 nucleotides. RefSeq lists its product as uncharacterized. The record is from RefSeq and is a predicted model, not a curated record. The transcript has a single exon. The coding region runs from base 1 to 3060 and encodes 1019 amino acids. Lineage: Eukaryota; Heterolobosea; Eutetramitea; Acrasida; Naegleriidae.